GUUAUUGCACUCUCUGAAUAACACUUGUGUUACGUUUGGUAGUGUACGUUAUGUAAUAAUAUCAUUCCUUGCAUAAUUACUUAUUACUAAUAAUUCCUACUACUAUUGUCUAUAUUUAAUCAAUAGUAUAAAUAUAUAAAUUAUUUAAAUAUUUAUUGAAAGUUUCAUAGUUCGGUUAAUUAUUGUACUCUAGGUUGGCUUAAUAACCUUGCAUCGUUAGAAAAUUAUUAUAUUUAAUCAUCUUUAAAAAUAAGUGCAAUCCUUUUUAACGCCUGUUUUAACUACUGAUCACUCCCGUCAUUGUACAAUACUCAUACAUUUCUUCCAUCAUUACCAUUUCUCUUCAAUCUCGCACUGUUAGUGGAUACGUAAUACAGUUUGAAUCGUUUAAACGUUUUACAAUAAUUUGUGCUACAAUCUUGGGAUUCAACACCAACAUCAAGGGAUUGUAGAAUAGGGAAAUUUUCUACCCUUUCAUACGAAGAUUGUAAUAGAGUUCAAAAAAAGUUGAAGAAGUAAACCAAGCGCGUUAGAAAUUUCGUAUUGUUUUAUACUCGAUUAGUGAAUUAAACAAGUUGAUUUUAAUGUAAAAGAAGUUCUUCGCAAGAAGACAAAACAGCCGCCACCAUUGAGGAAGUUCUAGAUUACGAUUUUGAGUUCAGCGACGAAAACAUGAUGUCCAACGGAUUAGACUCGGGGGUUGUUGGACAACAGAAUGGAGGCAGCGGGGGCCAAGUCGGUGGGGGUCAAGAAGAGUCCAAAACGAAUCUCAUCGUUAAUUACCUACCCCAAACCAUGACACAAGAAGAAAUCCGAUCUUUAUUUUCCAGUAUUGGAGAAGUCGAAAGUUGCAAACUAAUCCGCGAUAAAGUCACAGGGCAAUCACUUGGUUAUGGCUUCGUAAACUACCACCGGCCAGAAGAUGCAGAAAAAGCAAUUAAUACAUUGAACGGAUUAAGAUUGCAGAACAAGACAAUUAAGGUGUCAUAUGCACGGCCAAGUUCCGAAGCAAUCAAGGGUGCAAACCUGUACGUUUCCGGAUUACCGAAGAACAUGACCCAACAAGAUUUGGAAUCCCUGUUUAGUCCGUACGGUCGUAUAAUAACAUCGCGCAUUUUAUGCGACAACAUAACCGUACGUCAAUUUGUCACGGGGGCCGGAGAGAAUUUGCCUGGCCUGUCGAAAGGAGUAGGUUUCAUCCGUUUUGACCAACGUUUAGAAGCAGAACGAGCAAUUCAAGAACUCAAUGGUACCAUUCCUAAGGGCUCCACCGAACCUAUAACAGUGAAAUUUGCCAACAACCCGAGUAACAACAACAAAGCCAUUCCUCCAUUGGCAGCUUAUCUAACUCCCCAAGCCACUCGCCGUUUCGCUGGCCCUAUCCACCACCCAACGGGACGAUUCAGGUAUUCUCCGCUGGCCGGAGACCUGCUGGCCAACUCCAUGCUACCCGGAAACGCUAUGAACGGUUCCGGUUGGUGCAUUUUCGUGUAUAACCUCGCUCCAGAGACAGAAGAGAAUGUUCUCUGGCAGUUGUUUGGCCCGUUCGGAGCCGUCCAGAGCGUCAAAGUGAUCCGUGACCUGCAGACGAACAAAUGUAAAGGUUUCGGCUUUGUCACGAUGACCAAUUAUGACGAAGCCGUGGUAGCCAUCCAGUCGCUAAACGGUUACACGCUGGGUAACCGUGUCCUGCAGGUCAGCUUUAAAACGAAUAAAAGUAAAACUACAUAGAGCGACGUUUAGUCAACACCAGCGCACUUGCCGGACGCUGCGCACACGCCGCCGAUAUUUAAACAUUAUUUAUUAUUUAUUGUUCACUGUUCGUGUAAAUUAUACGGGCUCUAUGUAGGUAAUUUAAUGCGACGGUGUGCGACAGCGAUCGGCAGGAACGGGGGCGCCCGCCAAAAGCGCACCUCCCUAUUUAAUAACUUAGUACUUAUAAAAAGAUACGAAGCUAGUCAGAAGUGCAUUCGCGUUUCCUAAUAGCAAGAUUUCUACGGUCUGAUGUUUUUAUUUAAUGUCUAUAAAAAUUGUGCCAUCACCGUUAACUGACAUAUUGGGAACUCGCCCAAAGAUUCAUAAUAGCUAAACAAUAUAUAUUUACAUGUAGUAUUUAUUGUAUAAUUUCGUAAUUUCGUUCAAGAUGUAAUUGGUUAGUAUAAUUUAUGUAUAUUUAUAUGUAGUGUUUUGUGUAUUUCUUAAAUUGAGACUAGUCGCAUCAACAACGGACACGCAGGCUCUGAACUUGAGUUCGGUGGUGUUGUACCGUUCGUUGUAUUUGUAAUUUGUGUUCGCGGACGGCCGUGGCGGCGAGGGUUGACUUUAAAUAAAUAAAUUACAUAGGAAUAUAUUUAUAUAUAAUUGAUUAGUUAUGUCUGCAUGUGAUAGGUGAUGGGCACCAAACUACAUGUUAAUAAAAUUAUAGGUUUUACGGUUUUACCACCAGUUAGACAUUUUAUAUCGGACUAUGCUGAAAAGCGUGACUGACUAGACGCGGACGCAGACGCGGCAUGGACGACUGAAAAUCAGUCACACCCUCACCGCACCGGUGCUCCGUUUAUUCUUGAUUGUGUGUUGUGUUUAGUUUCACGUUUACCGGAUUUCAAGCCACUUACAGCUUUCUGAUAGGAAGAAUUUGCGUGGUUUUGCUUUGAAAUGCCAUCAAAUGAGCGACGGCAAUGCUUUAGCGAGACCACAACUCUCCCAUUAAUUUAUUAUUUCCUUAUGAUUUAUUUUCUUUUCGUUUUUGGGAACGAAACGGACGUUUCGUGCCGGUUUUGACUUAUACUUUGUUAAUUUUAGUUUGAUUAUUUUAUCAACCUGGUUCGUUUAUUUAUUUCCAAUAUAAAUCGAUUAAAAUUUGAUUUUGAUUUUGUUUUCAUUUUUGGUUUCAUUACAAUUACAUUUCCUCUGUUGUGAUGUCUCACGGUGUUCGCUGACGUCGAUGCAACUUGCUACUACGCAUUGCACAAGCGGCGCGACUAUUGCGAUGAUAUUGAUCGCAGAGGUCGCGCCGCCUCUAACCACCUACAGACUAACCAGCCACUUCCACUAAAGAAUCACUUUAUUUUUAUAAAACACUCGUACCUUGAGAUCGGAUAAUAAUGAGUAUAUCGAUACAUACUAUUUUAUAGAGCAUGCUAUUAACAAUGGCAGAUUGUGUUUUGGCAUUUUGAUCAGGACCAUUGCCACUUCAUUAUACGUUUACGUAUUGCAUGUAUCGUCGGUUUGAUAAAUAAGCGAAACGCACACGCCCGCCCGGCAGCGCAGAAUACGAACAUGUACAUAGAAAUUAUAAGUUUGAUCGAACUAGGCAAAUAAGUACAAUUAUAAGGCGAGUCUUGUAGCUUUUUUGAAGGGCAAGCGAAACGAACGACUAGCAACCAGGCGAGGGAGUGCAGCGGACUUAUUACUAUACCAACUAGCACCAGUAGAGAAAAUUUAAACGGACCUCCACCGACAAUUCGGACCUCAAAACCGACCACACGAAACUCGAAAAACGACGCAACCCCAAUGAUAACGCUGACAUACACAACACGUACGUACUAUUAAUAUUAAUAAGUAGCAGAAGCGCGUUCUAAAGCGGUGCCAGAGGAUGCACUGUUCCGAAACUAUACGCCGAAACAACGCCGCGUUAGAAUGCACCAAUUUUUUCAUUUAUUUCUAUUAAUGAUAUUACGUAACCACCUCAAAGACACUACGGGUUCACUUUGUAAGCAGUUUUGAUUAUUACCAACACAAACCACCGAAUGAAAUUCGAUACUUCUGUGUAAUCUAUACGCUUUAUUCAAUAAUGCGAACCGCAACUACGCAUUUUUUUCGCACAAUUUUGGCUGACUAUUCGAUUAUUUAUUUAUUAAAGGAUUGAAAGGUAAACUUCGCUUGCCUUCGGCUUCAGACAACGAACCACUACUACUAUACUACUCAUCUUUGCCACAUUUCCAUGGUGAGUACUAAUCAAAUCAUUGCGCGUGACAAUUCAAAAAAAUCAACACCAAAACAACAAUUCAAUCAUUUUCUGCACAAAACUGCUUCACGGGACCAUAAAAAGCGCCACGACUUGUUUAAAUAUUCCAAACAUAUCGGUUUCGUUAAUAAAAACGCACAAUUAGGAGAUGUGUUUUUGAGGUGGUUGCGUAAAUCGCGUGUUUGCGGUUUUGGGGUUGGAAUUUUGAGUCGGUUUGAAAAAGUUAGAGAAAAAAAUGAUCGGGAUGAAAAUGAGACGAUUGCCCCCCGUUUGUGAUAGCCGGGCCUAUUUGCGGGGGGCUCCCGAGGUCCAAUCGGGCGCGGUCUGGGAUGUUAUAUAUAGGCUGGCCGGAAAAAGACCGCGACCAUCGCCGCGAACUCCACUGCAAACGCGUACGGGUCGACGUACAAUCUUAUAUUGUAUACAGUCUAAGUCAGUAAACAGUUAGUGUUCCGAGCACAAACUAGUGACGUAGGUGAUGUUAUUGGUUACUCUGGCCUAAAUCGAAACUCGUGUAGACUAAUUCCAUUUACAGAACAACGAUCUAUUUCAAAUGAUAUUAUAUGUCUAUCAGCAAUGCUUGUUUACCAUUCUUAGCUUCUAUUUGGCUAGCCAUUUGCUAAAUAUACCGCUUAACUUUUUUAAUCAUUGUAUAUUAAAUUGAUAUUAUUCUGAUUAUUAUGUAUUAUUACUUAUUACGAGAUAUUCUAUUAUGGUCAUGAUUGAUUAUUAAUUAUUAUGGAUUACGUAUAUCACUAUUACGUAUCUCUACAUAAGGGUUAUCUCUUUGUGUGUUGUGUAGAUCUCUAGCGUAAGUGUAACAUAGUACAUAUUCCUAUUGGUUACUUUCUCUAUGUGUGUAGCUGUUGUGUUGCGGGCGGGCGACCCGGCGAAAUGGGCGCCGCGACGCCAGCGCCGAGACGCUCGCCCUGGAUGCGGGUUCGCCCAAUCCCGCCCGGCGCCAAGCAGGGCUAUAGCUCAAAUAUUGUUGUGACGAGAUGCAUUCCAUUAUUAAGAAACCACUGAUUGAUAUAUACAUAUAUUAUAUACUCAUACUUAUAUUCUAUCUGUUUUGAUAAAAUGGUGGUUAUUAUUAUUAUAAAUAUCGAGUGCAAAAGUUAUAUGUACAGAGGUUAUAUUAUUAGGAAGUACAGUACCUCAUAAACUGUAAUUCAUGCAAUAACUUAUUAUAAGAAAGUUCUUAUUACAAUAUACUUAGCUUUAGUAUAAGAGGCGAGGUUUGUAAGAUCUUUUGCUCUACACUACCUUGCGGCGGAGGGUCGUGCUGGCGCGGACGCGUUGCGCGUUCGGCUCGGCCGUCCGUCUUCCCUCCUGGUGCCGCGAGUCUUCUAAAGGACAACAAAGGACUAUGGAGUCAGCUAGCAGCUAGCAACUAGCAAUUAGCGUUGUGCUGUCGGAUCCGGCAAGACCCGGCAAGGAUGGAAGGUGAAGUGAUCAAGUCAAGUAUUCAAGUGACGAUGACGACAUAUCAACAGACCGACUCCCGACACGGUGCACCCAUCAAGCCCUGCUGAUGGAACUGAACUGAUUCACUAAUAAAUAUUACCGAAAACUAAUUUAAUAGCCGAGCAACCGUUCUAGUAGUCGUACAUCACAUAAUGAAAAAUAACAAUAAUUUUAAAAACAAUUACCAAAACAUCGUACUAGGAGUAGUAGUAGGAAGCCGCGGCGCGGACCGCAGUCUACACCUACCUACUACCAACAAAGGUCAGAUCUCUGUGUUUCCAACUUUUAGUUACGUUUACUUAUUAUUAUACUUAAUAUUAAACUGUUCAUUGUCUUUUAUUGCUUAUUGUCCAGUGUCACAUGCUGCAUUUGUGUGUAUUAUUGUCAUUUGGUGGUUAUUUGUAAUCUAUACUAUUUAUUGUAUCAGUAAUUGAUAUUAGAUAUUGAGUAUUAGUUGAGUCGCCGUAGAGAUUCGGGAAUUGUAUCCAGCAGACGGUAAACGGUCUCCGUGCAGUGUUUAGUUAUUUGAUUGAUUGAUUGAUGUCGAUUAGCUUGUUUCGGGUUUGCUUCGAUUCGGUUCAGAUUCACGUUCGAUUGGGUUUCUUUACGAGAAGGCUGUGGAAGCUGGGAACCAGGUCAUCGGAUAGUGCGAACAGUAGGCUAAAAUAAUAAGUACACUGGCACUGGACACUGGCAAAUACUAAGUAUGCAAGUGUAAUCGCAUCGCCAUUGCGUUGCAGUCAGGACAACUUUAAUAUUACACACAAUGUUAUUGUGUAUUCCAGGCUAGAAGUCGGUGUAAUGCAAUAUUUGUACUUUUCCAUGUUGACAAAACUCAAUACAAUAAAGUAUAAAAGCUACAUUUA
Messenger RNA from Tribolium castaneum (red flour beetle), 6300 nucleotides. RefSeq names its product ELAV-like protein 3. The record is from RefSeq and is a predicted model, not a curated record. The coding region runs from base 673 to 1731 and encodes 352 amino acids. The transcript has 7 exons. Lineage: Eukaryota; Metazoa; Arthropoda; Insecta; Coleoptera; Tenebrionidae. Gene Ontology annotation, cellular component: ribonucleoprotein complex. Gene Ontology annotation, molecular function: RNA binding.